AUGGAUCCUCCACCGGAGCCUCCCAAGACUCCUCCAAACAAAUUUCCUGACCCCCCAACACCUCGCGAAAAGACACCCCCACCCAGGAUUUCUUGCGACAUCAACACCCGUGAUGCCCAAGGCCCAUUCUACUGGGAGUAUCGUAACAAAGGUCCGGACUUCGAAGUUCCUCCUUUGAAGGGAGGUGAUUUUGAAGAGCGUCCGACUCUGGAGGAGUGGGCGGACAAGCUAGGAUACAAGUUGCCAUCCGGAGAGUCCGUGUUAUCUGGGAGGCCUGAUCCAUCCAAGCUAAAACCCGGAGCUAAGCUUCCACCAUCCAUUGAGGAAAUUGAUCACCUUCUGAAGAAGGGCGACGAACAUCCAACGUCCAUAUCUGGAAGGUCUCCCACUUCAGAGCCGAAAUCAAUGCCAGGAGCUUUACUCAAUUUGGCCGAAGGUCUACAGGAGAAGGCUGACAGCAAAGUUCCAAAGCCGUCAUCUGCAAAAUCCGAUAAACCGAAGGUAGAACCUGGAGCUAUGCUUCCACCUCCCCUCAAAGCGCCCGGAGGCCCGCAGAAGAAGGCGGACAAGCAAACUCCCAAGUAA
Molecule: messenger RNA, 585 nt
Organism: Letharia columbiana
Lineage: Eukaryota; Fungi; Ascomycota; Lecanoromycetes; Lecanorales; Parmeliaceae
Exons: 4
Coding region: 1-585 (194 amino acids)
Source: RefSeq, a predicted model, not a curated record